GAAUCCAUAGCGAAUGAAGGAAGUAAUCAUGGGAUUGUUGCAGUGAUCCAAGGAGAGAUGGGGGAUGAGGUAGACUCCGGCGUGGAGAUGCUUGGAACGUCCGCCAUCAUCGCUGCUUACGCGUCAAUGGUGUUGUCCGAUGUGGGGGCGGCUAUGGUGGAGGAACAAGUUGUGGGCGCUGGGUUAGGGAUUUUUGGCAUGGAGUCCUGCAUUGUGGGGCGUGCAGUGCAGAGUGGGGCAAGCGAAGGAGGCGCUGCGUCAAGCGAGCAGGCUCUAGGUGCUGUUGCUGUCCAGGCGCUGGGCACCUUUAUUGGUCGUGCAGGGGGCGAGCAGAUCACUUGGCAAGCGAGCAGGAGAGGGUGA
Messenger RNA from Ilex paraguariensis (yerba mate), 363 nucleotides. Lineage: Eukaryota; Viridiplantae; Streptophyta; Magnoliopsida; Aquifoliales; Aquifoliaceae. The record is from the annotation of a GenBank genome assembly.